This is a messenger RNA of Mastomys coucha (southern multimammate mouse), 4558 nucleotides long. Its product is annotated as cytochrome P450 26C1. Gene Ontology annotation, biological process: sterol metabolic process. Gene Ontology annotation, molecular function: heme binding; oxidoreductase activity, acting on paired donors, with incorporation or reduction of molecular oxygen; monooxygenase activity. The transcript is spliced from 6 exons. The coding region runs from base 685 to 2241 and encodes 518 amino acids. Lineage: Eukaryota; Metazoa; Chordata; Mammalia; Rodentia; Muridae. The record is from RefSeq and is a predicted model, not a curated record.
UACUAGGUGCUCGCACCAGGAGAAUGGAAAUUAAGUGCAAAACCGCAGGCUCCGCCCAAAGAUACGCGUGGGGCUCGGCCCCCGCCCAGAUGCCACUCCCUAUUUGGACGUUGCCGUGAGCCUGCCACUGCCCACUGCUUCCAAUCAUUACUCUGAAUGGGACGCUUUAAAUAUGCGUAGACACGUCAUGUUGUAUGAGACCCAGUCUGUAGGGAGUGAGGCAGUAUCUAUAUAAACGUGUCGAGGGUGGGCGGAGAAGGGUUAACGGAGGGAGGGAGGGAAGGUAGUGGGCAGGGGUCUGCAGCCCCGCAGCCGCAGUGGCUGGCAGCGCCUGGUGAGUUGUUUCCCUCAGCCUCUAUCUAGGAGCGCUGAGCCGAGAAGGUGGGAGCAUUCCGGAGGAAAAUGGCCCAUCUUGGGUAGGAUGACACUUUUUAACUGAAAUCGGGAGCAAUGCCCGGGGUCUUCAGCAUCAAGGAAGGCAAAUUCUCUAAUCGCUUAAGGGUUAGUACUGCCUUCCACUGAGAGUCUUGUUUUAAGAGUGGAAGUUUUGAAUUUAUUAAUCUCUGGCUUGGCCCCUAACCCCUGGCCUUUUCUGGACCGGGCAGGUGAGCUCUGCACAGUUCUUGAGUCCCCUGCCUUCCUAGUGGCCUAGCACCACCCCACCCCCAACCCGGCAGUCUCACUAUGAUUUCCUGGGGGUUGAGCUGUUUGUCCAUGCUGGGGGCUGCUGGCACCGCUCUCCUGUGUGCGGGUCUGCUGCUUGGCCUAGCCCAACAACUCUGGACCCUCCGCUGGACUCUGAGCCGGGAUUGGGCCUCCACCUUGCCCCUACCCAAGGGCUCCAUGGGCUGGCCAUUCUUCGGUGAAACGCUGCACUGGUUGGUUCAGGGUUCUCGCUUCCACAGUUCCCGCCGCGAGCGCUAUGGGACAGUGUUUAAGACGCACCUUCUGGGCAGGCCAGUGAUCCGGGUGAGCGGCGCUGAGAACGUGCGCACCAUCCUGCUGGGUGAGCACCGCCUGGUGCGUAGCCAGUGGCCGCAGAGCGCGCAUAUUCUGCUAGGUUCACACACACUCCUUGGCGCGGUUGGCGAGCCCCACCGGCAACGGCGCAAGGUCCUGGCGCGAGUGUUCAGCCGCCCCGCUCUGGAGAAAUUCGUGCCACGGCUGCAGGGGGCGCUGCGGCGAGAGGUGCGCUCUUGGUGCGCAGCCCAACGACCGGUGGCUGUUUACCAGGCAGCCAAAGCACUCACUUUCCGCAUGGCCGCGCGCAUCCUGUUGGGUCUGCAGCUGGAGGAAGCGCGAUGCACCGAGCUGGCCCAGACCUUUGAGCAGCUGGUGGAGAACCUCUUUUCACUGCCCUUGGACGUACCGUUCAGCGGCCUGCGCAAGGGCAUCCGGGCCAGGGACCAGCUGUAUCAGCGUCUGGAUGAGGCCAUUGUGGAGAAGCUUCAGGAGGAACGGACAGCAGAGCCAGGCGAUGCCCUGCACUUGAUUAUUAACAGCGCUAGGGAGCUGGGCCGUGAGCCCUCAGUGCAAGAGCUGAAGGAGUUGGCUGUGGAGCUCCUCUUCGCGGCCUUUUUCACCACGGCCAGCGCCAGCACAUCCCUCAUCCUGCUGCUUUUGCAGCACCCAGCAGCCAUCACCAAAAUCCAGCAGGAGCUGUCAGCGCAGGGGCUGGGGCGGGCGUGCAGCUGCGCUCCCCGGGCCUCAGGAUCUCAACCGGACUGCGGCUGUGAGCCUGACCUUAGCCUGGCCGUGCUGGGCCGUUUGCGCUACGUCGACUGCGUAGUCAAGGAGGUGCUGCGCCUCCUACCGCCGGUGUCCGGGGGCUACCGCACUGCACUGCGCACCUUUGAGCUGGACGGUUACCAGAUCCCCAAAGGCUGGAGCGUAAUGUAUAGCAUCCGAGACACGCACGAGACGGCCGCAGUGUACCGUAGCCCGCCCGAGGGCUUCGAUCCCGAGCGCUUCGGCGUGGAGAGUGAAGGCGCGAGGGGCGCCGGCGGCCGCUUUCAUUACAUCCCGUUCGGCGGCGGUGCGCGCAGCUGCCUGGGCCAGGAGCUAGCGCAGGCGGUGCUGCAACUGCUCGCCGUCGAGCUGGUGCGCACCGCGCGCUGGGAGCUGGCCACACCUGCCUUCCCCGCGAUGCAGACGGUGCCCAUCGUGCAUCCGGUGGACGGGCUGCUGCUCUUUUUCCACCCUCUUCAGACUUUGGGUGCGGGGGAUGAGUUACCCUUCUGAUUUGCUGCUUCUCUAGCCUUGGUUUGCCCAAUAGCUGCUGCGUGCACACGCCGCCAAUCUUCAGCGUCCUGGGUCCUCACCGCGCUUAUAUUCAUCGAGUCACGGGUUUAACAAACACGGGACAACUCUGCUAGGCUGGAAGUAGUAGAUAGAGUGAGCCACAGCCGCCGCAGUGGAGAAGCGCUGGGCUUGGGGAAAGAGAGUAGGAGGCAUGCCCCACACCGUUGGCAUGUCCCAAGAUCUCAAAGCAGCCAGCGACGGAGAGAACCUAUUUCCACUAAAUGAAACCUGGCUUCACCUUACUGUGGCAAGUCCUCAGGGAGUUUAGAAAGGCAGGAGUGAAGGUGUUGUUAGGCAUUUGUAUCAAACUAGAAGAGAAUUUGCAACUUUUUAAAGUUAGCAGAGAUACCAGGAUUGUUACCAGACCCACCUGAUGUUUGUCCAAGAGGGCCCCGGAGCUUCUACUGGCUCAACACUAGCAGAUUCGACUGGAGCCUUUUGAAAAGAAAAAUUCCUUCUUCAUGAAAUUAUUUAAUACUCAUUUAUAUAGAAAAUACUAUGUUCUCUGGCAAUGUCUCUAAGUCUGGCUAAUGUGAGGUUGAGACAUUAUCCCUUCUUGGGAGAAUUGAGAUAAACAAGAGAUUGUAGAUGUUUAAACAGGAAGGCCACGAAGUAGCAUUCCCUGCCAGUGGCUGAGCAAGGGGGUUGGGGCUCAGUUGGGCAGCUAUUCCCCACCCCUCUGCGCGGUGUGAUGGCCAAGGGUGGAGAGGAUGGGGUGCAGAGACAUACCUGAGGGACAUACUGUAGCCUAUACACAGAGGGUCUAGAAGUUGGGCAGCCUCAGUCCUAUGCUUCCCUCUGGACCACGGAUCUGGAUGCUGGGUUUUGGAGCAUCUCUGUACUGAUUGCAGAGUUGUUCUGCUUACUGUUUCGCUCCCCUCACUGAGUGGGGCCUGGCGAUUAGGAGCCACUGCUGUCCUUCACCCUCUUCCAUCGCUCAAUCCCCCUCACCUCUGAGCCCAUGUUACCCGUGGAACUCAGCCCUUUUGCUUUUCAUAGCUAUCUCUAGUCUAAAGGUCUGUCUGGCCUUUCCAAUCCAGAGGGUCCCACCACUGCUUAAAUCAAAGCCACUAUCAUCUGCCUUCAUUCCCCGAAGCCCUCUUCAAGCUGCCAUCCAUGUUCCCAUACUGCUGGGCAAGAGGACAUAAUCGGUGAGCCAGGGAAGCUGUACCUAGCCUAGAUGGACCCUGUAGGAGGAAAUUGGUAGCCUCCUGACCUUAUACUUGAAUCCACUUAUAAUGUGGAGCCUGGGGCUUGGUGGCAAGGGGGACAUAGCAGCUAUUGGGAUUAACACUACUGCAACCCCUAAACAGGACAGCUAGUAAGCCAUAGCUUGUCUGAGUAGAGGCCAGCUUGAGCUCUGCAGGCACCAGAGGGAGCAAAGGUAUCAUGGUGCAGGCCUACAACAUUGAGCAUCCUAGAAGCCAGGACCUAGAUGAGGAGGUCCAAAGGCCCCAGAAGGUCGAUUUGGAUUUGGGGUGGGGGUGGGUGGGAAUUAGGGUGGCACCUUUCAGAAGCCAGGACAAACUGGUUCAAAGAGAUUUGUUUGCUUGCUUUGGGGACUGGACCACCUAUAAGCACAUGGAAGUGCCUCUGAUUCUCCCGUCAUUUUCCAUAGCUGCUCAUAUCAAUACCAUUGAUAUUAAGGAAUGUGUAGGCUCCCAGUUUAGUAACCCCAAGUUUGUAGGGAAAGAGCAGAUGUAGUUCUUGCUCCUUGGACUUCUGCCACUCACAUAAAGAAGCAGACAAUGAGUAAGCCAGCAACACAAAACCAAAAACCAACCAACCAAGCAAACAUACAAAAACCACUGGAACCUCCCAGUGGUGAAAAGCAUAGAGACAUUAAAAAGCAACAAAACCCUUUAAAAACAAAACAAAAACACAGAGUGCUUCCGACCUGAAUUCCAACAGUUGGUCAAGCAAACCGGUCUGAGGUGAUAUUGGCAGGAAUCAGGCACUGUGGCCUGGGUUUCCAGCCAGUGUUGGGAACAGCAGCAGAUAUGGAACCGGGAGACCAGAGAGAAAGCUAGAGAGGGCUGAAGAGAAAGCCCAGGAGCUCAUGGGGGCCACCUGAUUGCUGUGACUCAUGUCCACUAGAGAAAACAAAACAGCAGAAACAACCACCACAGGAAACCUGAUCCCAGAGCUCUGAUCCCUUAGUAAUAGGAAAACUGGCCAAUAUUUUGUUUCCCAGAAAGCCAUCCUUCCUUCCCCACAGACCACUACCCAAUAAACUUUGGUGAAGUUCCUAGAUCAA